AUGCUUGUCUUCCGCAACCAAACAUCCUACAACCGAUUCUGGGAUGGGCGGAACGGAAUGAACACACUCAACACCUGUGUGCGUAACCUCGUCCGCACAAUCGCAACAAAUAGUUACAAUUCAAAGCGGGGACCACCCACUGCCGCAGAGCGCGAGGAUAUCGAGCGCACUGUUCGCAUUCUUAUGGCUAUUCCGUAUGCCGUAAAAAACCAUUUACGUGCCGAGUGGGGCGCUGCUUGGGCUUUUGGUCAUGCCGUCGAUGAGGAUCUAAACAUGCAUCCAUCCACCCUUUACAACCCCGAAUAUGCCAACCUGUUACCUGCAGGCCUUGAAGGCCAUGAAGAUGAGGGAUUAGGUCUUCCUUUCCAGUUAACUUUCUUCGUCGAUGGGUUUAUCAAGCGUGGCGAAGAGCGCGGAUGGUAUCCUGCGCCUGGUGCUAGUCAGAUGCAGGCUCAGUUGAAUACCUUGACUGAUGCAUAUGGGAGGAUGGAAACGAUCAAGUUGACUCCGAUGCCAGUGGCCCACCUGAUCCACCAAAGGCAAGUCCUCGCCCUGUUUGGCUGUGUUUUACCGUUUGCCAUGGUCGAUGAGAUGGGAUGGUGGGCCAUCCCCAUUGUCAGCCUUGUCAUCUUCACACUUUAUGGCAUUGAGGGAAUAGGCUCGCAAUUGGAAGAUCCAUUUGGCUACGACAGGAAUGACAUCAAGAUGGAUGCUAUCGUCGGUGACUCCAAAACUGAAAUUGAUGUUGUUUUGUCUGAGUGGCGCACGCACUCGAAAGCCAUGGAGGCAUUGAAAGAACAGCCCGCUGGUGCAGUUCAUGGUGACUUAUGUUUAAUGCCUGAUCAAAAUGAAUCUGCAAACGGAUGUGUGGACGGGAAGUAUACGCCCCCAGACUUGUUCUUGAGAUUGAGACCGAGUGAUAGCAGGUGA
Penicillium digitatum Pd1 is the source of this 930-nucleotide messenger RNA. Its product is annotated as bestrophin family protein. The record is from RefSeq and is a predicted model, not a curated record. Gene Ontology annotation, molecular function: chloride channel activity. NCBI's taxonomy places the organism in Eukaryota, Fungi, Ascomycota, Eurotiomycetes, Eurotiales, Aspergillaceae.